CCUCCUACAACGGAGAGGGCUCAGGGUGACCUGAUCCCUGCGGUGCAGUGGGUCGUGAGCGUGCGAGCCGCGCGCGGAUCGAGGAGGGAGGCGAAGAUGCUGGGCAUCCAGAAGCGGCGGGUCCAGCUGCUGCUCUUCAUCGUGGGCAUCCUCGCCCUCAGCAUGACCGCCGAGAGAUCCAGGGAGCUCGUCGGAAAGGAGGCCGCGUCGAAGAGCGGGCAGUUCACGCUCACCAACUGCUUCGACAUGGGCCCCGGCAGCGUCGCGUGCGCGGCGAAGGAGGGCGUCAAGCUGUACGUCUACAACCUCCAGACCGCGCACACGGAGAGGGCCCGCCGCCGCGCCGUCGAGGGCGCACUCGCCGACGCCGCGAGGGACGGCGUGCCCCACGCGGAGGCGGCCAGGCGAGCCCACCGGGUCGGCGCGACGGCCGCGAAGCUGGCCGGUCGGCAGGCCGAGAGGGUGCUGGGCCCGGUGGUCUCCUCCGGCUGGGACCUGUUCGAGGCCAUGUACCUGGGCGGGAGCAUGACGGAGGGCUUCCUCCGAGGCACGGGCACCUUGUUCGGGACAUACGUGGGCGGUUUCCAUGGCGACGACAGGAUGGGGAAGCUGGGUUACCUCGCCGGGAGCCAUCUCGGCAGCUGGGCUGGUGGAAGGAUCGGGCUGAUGGUGUACGACGUCGUGAGUGGCCUCAACUACAUGCUUCGGCUUGUCAGGCGAGAGUAGAAGCAAUGUCAGGUUAUGGGUUCAGUAUAGAAUUCAGAGUAUGCAUAUGUAAUUAUAGAAGUGGGGAAAAGUUAGGGAUCCAACAUAGCAUGAGGAGAGUGCAUUCUUGGACGUCCACUUAUCAUGUUAUUUUAAUAGUUAU
Oryza brachyantha (malo sina) is the source of this 868-nucleotide messenger RNA. RefSeq lists its product as uncharacterized. The record is from RefSeq and is a predicted model, not a curated record. The transcript has 3 exons. The coding region runs from base 97 to 726 and encodes 209 amino acids. NCBI's taxonomy places the organism in Eukaryota, Viridiplantae, Streptophyta, Magnoliopsida, Poales, Poaceae.